Molecule: messenger RNA, 336 nt
Organism: Knipowitschia caucasica
Lineage: Eukaryota; Metazoa; Chordata; Actinopteri; Gobiiformes; Gobiidae
Source: the annotation of a GenBank genome assembly
AUGACCUUCAUCGGGACCUCAUCAGAGCCUCAUCAGGACCUCAUUAGAGCCUGUUCAUGGCCUCAUAAUGACCUUCAUCAGGACCUCAUCAUGGCCUCAUCAGGACCUCAUCAUGGCCUCAUCAGGACCUCAUCAGGACCUCAUCAGGACCUCAUCAUGGCCUCAUCAGGACCUCAUCAUGGCCUCAUCAGGACCUCAUCAUGGCCUCAUCAGGACCUCAUCAGGACCUCAUCAUGGCCUCAUCAGGACCUCAUCAUGGCCUCAUCAGGACCUCAUCAUGGCCUAGUCAGGACCUCAUCAUGGCCUAGUCAGGACCUCAUCAGGACCUCAUCAUGA